Molecule: messenger RNA, 846 nt
Organism: Glycine soja
Lineage: Eukaryota; Viridiplantae; Streptophyta; Magnoliopsida; Fabales; Fabaceae
Exons: 2
Coding region: 206-493 (95 amino acids)
Source: RefSeq, a predicted model, not a curated record
GCGGAUUUUUCGAUCGCUGUGUCUUAUUAUUAAGCCUUUCUAUCUUGUUGUGUAUGCAUUACCAACGGGGAAAAAACCGCUUUUUCCCCAACGGGUAUUAGAGCAAUUGAAUUAUUGAUUUUACCCAAGCAAAGUAUUUUGGUUUAGGUGCUCUAUUUGUACCAGAUUCUGGCUGAGCAGUCCUAAGUAAGUCAUUGUAGAAGUCAUGGUUCUAGAGUCCAUUUUGUCGUCUUCGAAGUCACCAUCUUUCAGGAGGCAGUUUGCAAAGCAUGAACUGGGCAGUUGGUCGACACUCUUGAAGAGGCACCGCUUCCUCUUAUUUGCUCUUGCUCUACUAACUGUCCUCUGUACCAUUUAUCUAUAUUUUGCAGUUACAUUUGCAGCCAAUGACUCCUGCUCUGGGUUGAAUGGACCUCUGAAAGAUUCCUGUCAUAUGGAGCAUGUUAAGGCUUCUGUAGCCAAGAGUAAACUGAAAGGUCUGAGACAUUUCUGAUUCCAAUUCAAGUUGUGCUGGAGAGUUUUUAUCUUUUCCUUUAGGAGACAUGAAAUCGAAAUAUGAUUUUUCGGCUCAGUGUUACUAUAAUAUGUAUUAUUUAUCUAUACUGUUUAUCUUAGUAUUUGUGAGCCAAAAUGUACAAUCCAUGUUAGAAAGCAAUUUCUUGAUUGCUCAUUUUGGGGGGCUGCUUUAUGAUGGCUAAUAUAAGUUCGGUGAGCAUCCUAGCAGCCCAAAUCAAAUUUGAGUUUUUACAAUGUUGAUGGUUAAUUCAAAACUUUAGUAGAUUUCUCAUUUGUGAAAAUACGGUUGGUUCAUUUUUAAAUAUGAACUUUUUCAUGAUGGAUCAUUUU